Molecule: messenger RNA, 1443 nt
Organism: Neoarthrinium moseri
Lineage: Eukaryota; Fungi; Ascomycota; Sordariomycetes; Amphisphaeriales; Apiosporaceae
Exons: 2
Coding region: 1-1443 (480 amino acids)
Biological process (GO): cellular response to pH
Cellular component (GO): plasma membrane
Source: RefSeq, a predicted model, not a curated record
AUGCCGUUCCCAUUCGUGCUCCCGACGACCUCAUCAUUCUCCUAUUCCUCCAGCUUCAGCUGUGAUUCCCACCCCUCACUGUCCCUCAACGCCAGCACCCACCGCGGGGUCGUGAGAGACACCCUGAAGAAGCACAAGAGGCUGCCACCGUCCUCUCAGCCCCCGAACCUGCCAUCCGUCGUCUCCAACCUCAACAGCUAUCUGCAGUACCUUUUCGCUGUGAGCGCUGGACUCAGCCAUCGGUCGCUGCAUGGAGAGCAACUCACGGUGGCCUCGGUCUCCACUCCUGCCAUCCAGUGGCGGCCAACUCUGUCGGACAACGCCGUCCCUGGCAGAGAGCAGACACGAGUAAAGAUCCAGUCUCUGGAAUAUGAACUGUUCUUCUCGCUUUCGUCCCUCGGGUAUGCCUACACACUCUUGGCUCGUGCCGCUUUGCACCCCUUACAGGUCACCACGGGUGCCCCGGUAGGCACGCAGGAGAGAACUACCGCCAUCCAGAAUGCGACGAAACAUCUCCUUGACGCCGCAUCCGUUCACGACUUCUUGGCUCGUAGGGCGGAAGGCGCUGUUACAAGCCCCCCUUGUGCAGAUAUUUCGGCCUCGACAACGCGGGCACUUGCAUCACUGGCGUUGGCGGAAGCCACUCUGUUAGCCGUCCUCAAGGACGACCCCUAUCCUGCUGUCGUGGCUCAGGACCGCAACAAGAAUGACCGUGAAUGGAUGUACAAGGCACCGGAUAUUCCCAAGGUCAGGGCUCACCUGUUCGCCCGCCUGUGUUUGGCCGCGUCAGACCACGCAGCCCAAGCAUCCGCCUUAUGCAAAGAAACGACAAAAGGCACCUCGAAAUUGAACGAGUCAUUGGUGCGGUAUGUUGAAGACCUCAGGAGGACAGCUCGAGCCAAGGCUUGUCGAUUCUUUGGCAUAGACGCGGAGCUGUCUGGCCAGACUGGCAAUGCUCUCGGCUGGCUCCAGUGUGGUCUUCAAGAGCUUGGCGUGGAGCAGAAAGAUGUCAAAAAGGGACUUAGCCUCACUCGCAUGAAGAAAGAAUGGUCCGAAAAGAGGGAAGACAAGAAGGUUGAGAAGGGUGCUGGCUGGGGUUCCGAUGCUGGAAAGCUGGAAGAGACCCGGGUCCUCGAGAUGCUACACGAGAAGUGGACCAAGGUGAACGAUACGAUGAUGACGCAGGCAGUACCAGCCCCGGCAACGUUGUUAUCCACUCUACCAUCGGGGCGAGAGAUGCACAGUAUCAAACCCUAUACACCUCCUGAACUCAGCAGGCAGACGCUAGACGCCAUGCGCGCACCGCCCGACAUGGCUGACGAUGACUAUAAUGAUGAGGGUUUGAGCUCAGACGAUGAGAAGACCCCGGCCGACGUGGCGCCGGUUGGUGCAUUUCCCGGAACUCAAGGGGACUAUCGGAGUGAAAGUAGAUCGUACUUCUAG